AUGCCAGAUCCAGGGCCGCGUCACGAUGCGUCUCUUCAGAUGCCGCCGCGUCAGGUAUUCGCAUCUCAGCGACAUGCACACAUGCUUGGCAAAGACGCAGCAGCAGCAGGUCGCGCCAAAGGGCUCGAUAUGGCUUUGCUAGCCCAGCAAAAACGUCGUAUCGAAGACGCGUCCGCUGACGUGGAUUUGGACGCAGCUCGGGCUGAGGGCCAGCGCGCUGCCCAAGCCAAGGCUGAGGCUGUGGCGCGCGCUGCCGAGCAUCGUGCCAAGUUUCGCAAGCUGAAGCAGGAGACACCGGAUAUUGUGUACAUCCAUGGCAAACGCAUGCGAAAGAAGAAGAAAGCGCCACCACCAGAGCUACCACCGCCUACCCAAGAGAUGCCACUCCCUAGCCAAGCACCAGCGCCUGCUCUGCACGAGGACCCUGACAUUUUUGGCGAGGUGGGUGUGUGGGACGGCCUCUCUGAGACCGAGCCCUCUUCUACCGUCACUACAUCUACCUCUCACGACUGGUUCGGUACGCCACGCAGACCAUCGCCUGCGCCUCCUGCGUAA
Malassezia restricta is the source of this 555-nucleotide messenger RNA. RefSeq lists its product as uncharacterized. NCBI's taxonomy places the organism in Eukaryota, Fungi, Basidiomycota, Malasseziomycetes, Malasseziales, Malasseziaceae. The coding region runs from base 1 to 555 and encodes 184 amino acids. The transcript has a single exon. The record is from RefSeq and is a predicted model, not a curated record.